AUGAUGGGCCUGGCCCUGUGGACAGGAAAAACUAAGCGAGCUACUCAAUCUUUUGUCAAUCCAGAAGAUGCUCAAAGACAAGGAGUGGCGCCUGCUACAAGCGAAAACAAAGACGUAGAAAGAGUGCAAAGAGCUCAUAGAAAUGAUGUCGAGAACUUGCUCCCUUUUCUAGGAUUGGGAAUUUUCUACUGUGCCUCCCGGCCAGACCCAGUAGUUGCUCUGUGGCAUUUCAGAGCGUUUGCUUUGGGGAGGUUUAUCCACUCUAUAGCGUAUUUAAAUGAAAGAGGAAUUGAAAGGGCUUUCGGGUUCAUGUUGGGAGCUGUCGUUUGCGUGUCAAUGGCAGUCCAAAAUGUGAUGUACUAUGCUGUUUCUUACUAA
Messenger RNA from Symsagittifera roscoffensis, 378 nucleotides. RefSeq names its product prostaglandin E synthase-like. Bases 1 to 378 code for a protein of 125 amino acids. The record is from RefSeq and is a predicted model, not a curated record. Gene Ontology annotation, biological process: prostaglandin biosynthetic process. Gene Ontology annotation, molecular function: prostaglandin-E synthase activity. The transcript has a single exon. Gene Ontology annotation, cellular component: membrane. NCBI's taxonomy places the organism in Eukaryota, Metazoa, Xenacoelomorpha, Acoela, Convolutidae.